Messenger RNA from Bufo bufo (common toad), 866 nucleotides. RefSeq names its product synuclein beta (gene SNCB). The transcript is spliced from 6 exons. Bases 124 to 525 code for a protein of 133 amino acids. NCBI's taxonomy places the organism in Eukaryota, Metazoa, Chordata, Amphibia, Anura, Bufonidae. Gene Ontology annotation, cellular component: neuronal cell body; axon terminus; cytoplasm. Gene Ontology annotation, molecular function: cuprous ion binding. Gene Ontology annotation, biological process: synaptic vesicle endocytosis; synapse organization; chemical synaptic transmission. The record is from RefSeq and is a predicted model, not a curated record.
UCACAGCUGCUCCAUCUGUCUGACAUUUUCCUCUGCCUUUUUUCACACUUGCAGGCCGUCUGUUCCAGCAAAGCCACAUCACCUGCAAUAAGAUUGGGUCUGAGAAGACUGCAACAGAUCAGAAUGGAUGUGUUUAUGAAAGGCUUUACCAAAGCGAAAGAAGGGGUGGUGGCUGCAGCUGAGAAAACCAAGCAAGGGGUAGCAGAAGCUGCAGAGAAGACCAAGGAAGGUGUUCUAUAUAUGGGAAGCAAAACCAGAGAUGGAGUAGUACAAGGAGUGACUUCAGUGGCUGAGAAGACCAAAGAGCAGGCAUCUCAUCUGGGUGGAGCGGUCAUGUCUGGUGCUGGGAACAUUGCUGCAGCCACUGGCCUAGUGAAGAAGGAUGAAUUUCCCUCAGAUAUAAAGCCUGAAGAAGGCCAGGAAGCUUUGGAAGAACCUGCUGCUGAACCACUGCUGGAGCCAGAAGGGGAGAACUACGAGGAAGCCUCCCAGGAUGAUUACCAGGAAUACGAACCAGAAGCAUAACAUCCCUUCACUCUGGACCCAGCCACCAGCAGCAUCAGCACAAAGAUAGCUAUAAUGAAGAUUCUAAUAACAAAAAAAAAGUCCCCAUAUCCCUAAUACCCUGUCUUACCCCAAGAGGAGUAUGGUGUACCCAUUCUCUUUUCUCCAAAAGUGAGCUCUUCCUCUACAACACCUUCAGAGAGCCUCAUGUGAAGUGGUUUUAUGUAUGGUAAUUCUUAGCGUUGAGUCAUAGUCCAAGCAAAACUGGUGUUUCAAAUAACAAAAAGCCCUUUGUAAUGUAUGAACCCAUGAAUGCAUUGUACUUGUCUUUGCAGUCAUAAUGCCCCCGGGAAUAAUUUCUG